CAAAACGUUUAAACCAAAUAUUUUUACCUUCUACUUACCCUUGCUUUGUUUACUGACAAAGAGAGGUGAUCUUCACCAGGAAAAUAGGUUUAAUUUUUUCUAAAUAGGUAAUUUCAUAAUGGAAUCAAGCGUGGAAGAGUUAGAUAAAAAGUUUAUGAACAUAGGCUUAAAUGAAACUCGUGUCAAGGAUACGCUGAAAAAUAAGAAGUUGAGCUCUGCUUUGAAUAGAGUAAUUGAGGGGGCUAAAUUGAACGAGUCAGGAUGCGAUCGUUCUGUUGGCAACUUGUUAUUGACUUUAGCAAAUGAAUCUCUGAAACAGAAGGACACGAAGUUGCUUACACACGAACCAUAUAUUUGCUCUAAAAUAGUCAAGGGAGAUUUAAAGAGCAAUCUCCAAGUAAGCGCUGCUAUUGCUUAUUGCAAAAGUAGAGACUCCAUCAAUGAAGAAGAAUUUGACAAAGAAUCGGGCGUUGGCGUCACCUGUACACCAGAACAAAUCAAUGAGUUGGUUAGCCAAUACAUCAAAGAAAAUGAAGCAAAGAUUAGUGAGCAAAGAUACUCCUCUUUCAAUGCUACGACAUCCGCAUUGCGCCAGCAUCCUAUCCUUAAGUGGGCACCUCAGCUGGAAGUAAAGCAGACACUUGAUCAGAAAUACUUAGAACUUUUAGGACCAAAAGAUGAAAGAGAUGCUCCUGCUGGUAAAAAAGGCAAGGGAAACAAAGGAAAGGCGGACACGAAAGAUCAGAAGAAAGGCGCGACAGGCUCCAAGAAGAGCAACUAUAAUAUGUUUGAAGAAGGCUUUCUAGCAAAAUUGCACAAACCUGGCGGAAACCCACAGCUCAUUCCUGAGCGCAUGAAAGAACACCUAGAAGCAACUGGCGGUGGUGUUGUCACUCGGUUCCCUCCCGAACCAAAUGGAUAUCUCCAUAUCGGCCAUUCCAAAGCCAUCGCUGUCAAUUUUGGGUUUGCCCGCUAUCACAAAGGUAUUUGCUACUUGCGUUUUGACGACACCAAUCCCGAGGCCGAAGAAGCAAAGUAUUUUGAGAGUAUUAAGGAUAUUAUUUCUUGGCUUGGAUUUUCUCCUUACAAAAUUACUUAUUCCAGCGAUUAUUUCGAUCAACUGUAUAUGCUCGCCGAAGCACUGAUUAAGAGAAACAAAGGUUAUGUUUGUCACUGCACCGAUACUGAAAUUAAAAAGGCAAGAGGUGGUGAAGAGCGUGGCCCCAGAUAUGCCUGCGUUCACCGUGACCGUCCCGUUGAGGAAUCGCUGGCAGAAUUUCGCAAUAUGAGAGAUGGAAAGUAUCGUCCAAAAGAAGCAAUUUUGCGAAUGAAACAGGAUCUGAAUGACGGCAAUCCUCAAAUGUGGGAUCUCAUUGCCUACCGCGUUCUCGAUACUCCUCAUCCUCGUACGGGUGACAAAUGGAAAAUAUAUCCUACCUACGAUUUCACUCACUGCUUGGUUGAUUCUUUUGAAAACAUCACCCACUCCCUCUGCACUACCGAGUUUAUCCUUUCUAGAGUCAGCUAUGAAUGGUUAUGUAACGCUCUUGAGGUAUAUUGUCCAGCCCAAAGGGAAUACGGUCGUUUAAAUGUUGUAGGGACACUUAUGAGUAAGCGAAAGAUCAUGAAGCUUGUUAACGAGGGUUAUGUUCACGGUUGGGAUGAUCCUCGUUUGUUUACCCUUGUUGCUCUUCGUCGCCGUGGUAUUCCCCCGGGUGCUAUACUCGAAUUCGUUAGUGAGGUUGGUGUAACCACCGCUGUUAGUAAUAUUGAGGUUGCUCGUUUUGAAAAUUGCGUCCGUUCUUUCCUCGAAAACAGUGUUCCACGCCUUAUGUUUCUCCCUGAUCCCGUGAAGGUUAUCCUUGAGAACCUUGCUGAUGAUUACCGAGAGGAGAUUCAGAUACCCUUCAACCCUAAGGACCCUUCUAUGGGAUCCCGCACUCAAUAUCUUACCAAGACCGUAUACAUUGAUCGCUCGGACUUCCGUGAAGAGGCUUCAAAUGACUUUUUCCGUUUAACUUUGAAUCAACCUGUUGGUCUCUUCCGAGCUUCUUGCCCUGUAGUAGCGAAGAAGAUUAUUAAAGAUGAUAACGGAAACGUAGUAGAAAUUAUUGCCGAGUAUGAUCAAACGGCCUCUAAGAAACCCAAAACUUUUGUUCAAUGGGUUUCUGAAGACCCUGCAAGUAAUAGCCCAGUUCGCUUAUCGGAAACUCACCUCUACAAUAAUUUAUUCAAGUGCGACAAUCCUGCCGCUUUGAAGGAUCAUGAAUUAGCUGACCAGCUGAAUCCUGAUAGUGAAAUUGUCUUGAAGAAUUCGAUGAUAGAGACUGGAAUUCAUGAUUUGAUCAAAACUGCUCCUUGGCCGAAGACUGAUUCAUCUUCUGGUGUUGAUAAGGCUGGAAAUCCAGAGAGCGUUCGUUUCCAAGCUAUGCGUGUUGGUUACUUCUGUUUAGAUAAGACUAGUAACGCUCCUGACAAGCUUGUUUUGAACCGGAUUGUUUCAUUGAGAGGAGAAGAGUCUGCUAAAAAUAAGGACUAAGAAUAAACUUCUGUCGAAAAAAAUUGUUGAAUAAAAACGACUUUGAGGUGUAGCAACCUGGAUUCCUUUUUAGGCACCUUGUUAUUUUUUGAAUUGGC
Molecule: messenger RNA, 2637 nt
Organism: Schizosaccharomyces cryophilus OY26
Lineage: Eukaryota; Fungi; Ascomycota; Schizosaccharomycetes; Schizosaccharomycetales; Schizosaccharomycetaceae
Product: cytoplasmic glutaminyl-tRNA ligase Qrs1
Exons: 1
Coding region: 119-2539 (806 amino acids)
Biological process (GO): translation; glutaminyl-tRNA aminoacylation
Cellular component (GO): cytosol; cytoplasm
Molecular function (GO): glutamine-tRNA ligase activity; ATP binding
Source: RefSeq, a predicted model, not a curated record